AUGCCCCCGGGAUUCCCCGCGCUCCGCCGACUCUUACUCCUCCAGCGCGACGUCCCGAGCGCCGCGCACUUCUACGAGCGCGCCCUGGGCGCGACGUGCGCCGUGUGCACCGAAUCGUACGCUGAGAUUUCCUUGGCGAAUCCCUCCAGCGGUUCUCCCGAGGACGAUUCCGCGCCGGCGUUAGCGCUCCAACGCGCCGAGAGCGAAUCGCAGCUCACGCCGGGGUACACCCCGAUAUUAGUCUUCGAAGUGGCGGACGUGAACGCGCGCGUGAACGCGGCGUUGCGCGCCGGGGGACGAUUGGACGGGAAGAUCGCGUACGACGCGCGCGGCGCCACGGCGUGCGUGCGCGCGCCGGACGGACACGUGAUCGGGUUGUUCCAGCGCGCGGAGUGA
This is a messenger RNA of Ostreococcus tauri, 396 nucleotides long. RefSeq names its product Glyoxalase-like domain. Bases 1 to 396 code for a protein of 131 amino acids. The record is from RefSeq and is a predicted model, not a curated record. The transcript has a single exon. Lineage: Eukaryota; Viridiplantae; Chlorophyta; Mamiellophyceae; Mamiellales; Bathycoccaceae.